AUGCGUAGGCUGCGUCGUGUUUUUUGUUGGUGUGUGUCUGCUGGGCCAUGGUACAAAAACAUGAAGAUCUUCGUAAAGACGCAGAGCUACGCUAAUGAACCAGGGCGUCGAAGAGAUAGCAAGAGUGAAGCAGAUGAUCCAGGAGAGGACGGGCAUCUGGGCAUCGUUGCCGGAGCGUUGUUAGAGAACUGUGAGAUGCUGCUGGAAUACGACAUCGCGGAUGGGUCACCGUUGCAGUUGGUGGGCGGUGGUUGA
Molecule: messenger RNA, 255 nt
Organism: Dibothriocephalus latus
Lineage: Eukaryota; Metazoa; Platyhelminthes; Cestoda; Diphyllobothriidea; Diphyllobothriidae
Source: the annotation of a GenBank genome assembly